This is a messenger RNA of Octopus sinensis (East Asian common octopus), 737 nucleotides long. RefSeq names its product COMM domain-containing protein 1. NCBI's taxonomy places the organism in Eukaryota, Metazoa, Mollusca, Cephalopoda, Octopoda, Octopodidae. The transcript has 3 exons. Gene Ontology annotation, cellular component: endosome. Gene Ontology annotation, biological process: positive regulation of protein ubiquitination; negative regulation of protein localization to cell surface; copper ion homeostasis. The record is from RefSeq and is a predicted model, not a curated record. Bases 48 to 626 code for a protein of 192 amino acids.
AGGGUCAAAUUUAUGAAGGGAGGUAAUCAGCAAGCACUUGGUACAAAAUGGCUGAUUCACGUCGUUGUUAUGCGGCACUCUUGAAUGGUUUAGCUAGAAGAAACUAUUUUGGUGAAAAAGAAUUGAGUAAUGAAGUCUUGAAAGAACAAAUAUAUCCCAAACUAUCGGAUGAAGAAUUUGAACAUCUUGUUACAAAAUGUACAGCUCUUAUAAAGAGUAUGGUUGCCGUUGACAUGGAUUUCAAUCAACUGGAAGCUUUCUUGACAUCUCAAAUUAAAAAGGCUGAUAGUGGAAUGAAUGAAGAACGAGCUAAUGCUGUCCGUAAGUUCUGGAAGAAUCAAAGGAACAAAAUUCAUGACAUUCAAGUACAACAAACACAAUGGAACAGUUGUUUGAAGCAAAUGUCUUGGAGAAUUGAUUUAAAAUCUCAAGCAAGACACAUUGAACAAAUUGAUAAACCUACAGCCAUUGUAGAAUUGAUGGUUUCAAAUAAUUCACAGACCACAGAUGAUGAAAAUAAAAAGGCUAAAGUAUUUCAUUUUGAAAUGGAUGACAAGAAAUUAGACCAAGUUCUAAGCAAUCUACACGAGAUCAAAGAACAGAUUUCCAAUCACAGUCAGCAAUAAUUAUAUUUAAUUAAAAGAAAUUAAUUUUGAUAAGACUUUGUUUAUAUUUGUUGUAAAAUAACCAAUCAUUUGUAUAUUUCCCUCAUUCAUUAGAAACAAUUUAUUCCAUCA